UCCUUUACCACCUCAUUACCUUCAACAUGAUCUCCAAGCCAUCUCGACGAGUGGCCGUAGGUCUUCUCGCCAGCAGCGCUCUCGUCGCCGCCGGACCUUGCGACAUCUACGCCUCAGGAGGAACACCCUGCGUCGCCGCCCACGGCAUCACACGAGCCCUAUACAACAGCUACAACGGCGCUCUCUAUCAAGUCCAACGCUCCGACGGCUCCAAGACCGACAUCAAACCGGUAUCCGCCGGCGGCGUCGCCAACGCCGCUGCUCACGACUCCUUCUGCGGCGGCCAGACCUGCACGAUCGCAACCAUCUACGACCAGUCCGGACGUGGCAACCACCUCACUCCAGGUCCACCAGGAGGCGCAUCCAAGCAGUUCGACAACCCCGGCACCGCCACUCCCGUCCACCUGAACGGCGCAAAAGCCUACGGCGUCUUCAUCCCUCCCAAAGCCGGAUACCGCAACGACCGACCCAACGGCAUCGCCACCGGCGACCAGUCCCAGGGCAUGUACGCCAUCUUUGACGGCACGCAUUACAACGGACAGUGCUGCUUCGACUACGGCAACGCCGAGACCAACAACCAAGACACCGGCAACGGCCACAUGGAGGCCAUCUACUUCGGCAGCUGUACCUUCUGGGGUAGAGGCGCCGGCAACGGACCCUGGAUCAUGGCGGAUCUGGAGAAUGGAGUUUUCGCGGGCCAGAGUUUCGCGCCGAAUAACAACAAUCCGUCGAUUAGCCACCGCUUCGUGACGGCGAUUGUCAAGGGCCAGCCGGGCAGCUGGGCUAUUCGUGGUGGAGACUCCACUGCUGGCGGGGUCUCUACCUUCUACAAUGGACAACGACCGAGUCCUGGCUAUAACCCGAUGAAGAAGGAGGGCGCUAUUAUCCUCGGUAUUGGAGGAGACAACUCGAACUCCGCGCAAGGAACUUUCUAUGAAGGGUGCAUGACAAGCGGAUUCCCUUCUGAUAGCACCGAGAACGCUGUGCAAGCAAACAUCGUCGCUGCGAGGUACUCCACCUGA
Zymoseptoria tritici IPO323 is the source of this 1022-nucleotide messenger RNA. It is a transcript of the gene MgABFB2, whose product is annotated as putative alpha-L-Arabinofuranosidase B. The coding region runs from base 27 to 1022 and encodes 331 amino acids. The transcript has 3 exons. The record is from RefSeq and is a predicted model, not a curated record. Gene Ontology annotation, molecular function: alpha-L-arabinofuranosidase activity. Gene Ontology annotation, biological process: pectin catabolic process; arabinose metabolic process; arabinan metabolic process. NCBI's taxonomy places the organism in Eukaryota, Fungi, Ascomycota, Dothideomycetes, Mycosphaerellales, Mycosphaerellaceae.